GUUGCGGGCGCUCCUCUCUGUGCUUACGGCACGGCGGCGGACUUCGUGGAUGGUGCACCGCAACAUUCUAGCAACGCCGGGCCGCUGCUCCGCAAACCCGCAGCCGCUCGUUCGCAGCAUAGCGAUGCCAUCUUGGUGCAAUUGUCCGACGCGUUGCGCCUACUUGCGGCACUGAACCACAGGCGCCCGGCAGUGAUUGGCAUCUGGCUGAUCCACUAUGUCGCGUGCAAAAUGCACGCUCUUGCGUGCUGGCGCCAUUUUGGCUUCAACACUCCUUGAGGCUGAACCCUGUCUCGACGGGUGAUGCCCCAUGUGAUUUGAGUUUGCCCCGGCGGUUGUAGUCAUUACAAGGCUUUCUCGGCGGUCCAGCGGUUCAGCAGUUAGUUUGUUGCAAGCACCUUCCAUGACAUGUAGCGCCAUUGCAGCCAGUGUGCUUUCAUUGUCAAGCGACUAACAGCAAUGCCAAGGUGUUGCGGGAGCGUGCGGCUAGGAUGAGCGGGGAUAACUGCAUGAAUGGAGGAUCAGCUACAUGAAUGGAGGAUCAUAUCCACUAUGUGUCCUUUUUGCUCAAGUCUGUUGCGGCAGUGUGUACAAUUAUUGCUCAAACUCUGCCGCAGACGCAGCAUAGCAACCACACUUGUUCAGCGAUGUCAUUGGCUUGUUCCGAAGAUCGGACUGACAAUGCGUCCGUUGCGUCCGUUUCUAUCAUUGGAGGGGGCAUUGCUGGCCUCGCAUGCGCGAGCUCUCUUGUGGAAUUCGGUAUGGAUGUGCGUCUCUUCGCCACGGGACAGCGUGGCGUUGGCGGGCUGCUCGCAACGCGGCACUUCUUCGCGGGAGAGUCCGACGCAGCGAUUCCUUGCGACACAGCUUGCCAGCUCUUCAGUGCUAGCCACCCGCGGUUCCGUGAGUUGUGCGCGCUCUGGGAGGAGCGCGGAUGGGUACGACGUUGGCCAGGCCGCGCCGUGUUUCUUCGCCCUGACGGCAGUUGCAGAGAUACACAGAACAGCCGGGAGGUUUUCGUGGCUGAUGGCGGCAUGGAGUACUUAGCACGACAGUUGGCCGUUGGCAUUUCUUCUGCAGGUGCUUCCGUGAGAACACAGAUGUGGGCGACAGCUGCUGAGCGCACUCGGGAUGGUCGUUGGGACGUUCGCUGGGACCACUGGAGCAUGGGUGUCAGCGACUACCUCGUGGUGGCUCACAGUGGCAAGUGUGCAAAGCGCAUCACUAGCAGUCCUGGCCUUGAGCGUUGUCACGCUGCGCUGAAGGGUGUUCAGCUUGGUGUCAUGUGGUGCGUGUGCUUUGUAUUUGCGGACAGGCUGGGUCUCCCGUUUGAGAUUGGAAUCGUGGAGCAUGGACGCGUGUUAUCAUGGGUCGGGAACCAGACCGAGAAGUUGCGCGCGGGUAGUGGCUCCCCUUCGACCAGCGAGUGUUGGGCCCUUCUCAGCAGCAACGAGUACGGCUGGAAGAAUAAAGUGCCCCAGGAAUUUGUCCCUGCAGGGAAGGCGGAGUCUGUGGCCGCAGAUAUGCUGGCGGCGUUCGCCUCGCUCGCGAAGGCUCAGGGCUGCGAGCUGCCACCAGUGCAGCGGCAGUAUGUGCAGCUCUGGGGUGCAGGGCCUCCCUCGAACACAUUGCAGGAAGCCGACGCUGUCUUCGACCCGAUCACACGAGCGGGCGUUUGUGCAGACUGGUGCGUGUCGCCGUGCGUCGAGGGCGCGGUACUCUCUGGCCUCAUCCUGGCUGAUCUCAUUUGGGCGCACCAUGCGCGGGCCCCCGGAGCCGCACGCGCGCACCAUCCGCCAGGGCAGCCUCGUUUCGAACCCUCGCGCAGGGCCAGCGCCAUUGCUGCCUUUCCAGGCUGGCUCGACCCAUCGACGAGUUCUUCUUCAACGGUGGCUGCUGCCAGGCGUCCAGUGCUACUUCCGGGCAAGGCCACGAUCGGUGAGUCUUGCAGCAGUGCUGGCUCGCGUGCCUCACGUUGGCGACGCGCGGCUCACACGACUGCGCCUCUCGAGGUCAGCCCAGCGCAGAUUCCAGAGCGACAGCAGCGGCGUUGGGCCAGAGCGUGCGGUGUGCGCAACGACCCCGCGCUAGCAAGUGAUAAAACGGAGAGGCCAAGUACGGGGCCAUGUUUGGAUAAAUGUUUGCAGAUGGCCGUCACAGUCGACGAGCUGCAACCGGGCAUGCUCUUGCUCCGGGGCCUCCUUACUGAGUCGGCGCAGCAGUGGGUGGCCGAUGCGGCGUUGGAGGCGGGCGGUGCUGGCAAAGGACCGCGGCCACGGAGCACUGGCUUCUACCGGGCAGCUCGAGGUGGUGGUCUGGAGCUCAACGCUGCGCAGGAGGGGCGGGGCUCUUUUGUUAGGCACUUGUCCGCAUGCGACCCAUUGUUUUCGGAGAUCUGCCUACGAUGCUUCGCCGCAGCAGCAGCGGUGGCUUCUCCAGGGACGCUGCCAGAGCUUGACGCCCAGGCUUGUGCUUUCAACUUUUAUGAGGAGGGAUCGCGAGGUAUCCCUUGGCAUCGUGAUAUUGACGAGACAAAUGAAGGACUUCGUAAUGGCACUGGCAGGCCAGUUGUGUCCAUCAGCCUCGGCGACGACGGAGAUUUUCAGUACCGAGCUCAGCGAUUCGAUGACCCAGUGCAAUCGUUGCGGCUCAGGUCUGGCGAUGUCCUCGUCUUUGGUGGCCCUUCCCGUGGUAUACCACAUGCCAUGACAAGGGUCUUUCCAGGAACACGCGCUGGCACCUUGCGCAUGGUGCCUGGCCGCCUGAACCUGACUUUCCGACAUCACGUCUAGUCGGGAGAGGUAUGUUGUCGCGGAA
Molecule: messenger RNA, 2817 nt
Organism: Prorocentrum cordatum
Lineage: Eukaryota; Dinophyceae; Prorocentrales; Prorocentraceae
Source: the annotation of a GenBank genome assembly